CUCUCUUUAUUCCUUUAUAAAUAUUUCAGAUAUUUGAAGAACCACAUGGAUAGUAGAGACAUGAACACCCAAGACACAUUGGAAGGCCAAAACCCCCAUGUGGAAGAGUUUGAGCACAAGCUGAGUGUAGGGUCUGAGAAACUGCAUGUACACCUGAUGCAGGAGUUGAGCAGACUGCAGGAGAAGCUGUCAUCCUACACCGGCCGGUCCAGGCUGGGUCCCGGGCACUUCCAGACCUGCUUGGCUACCCACACCCACCACCUCCAGACCAUCUUCGGCAGUAAUGUCCGGGAACUCUGCAGUAGACUCCAUCAUUAUGUCGGGAGACUGGAGGAGUCUUCGGGCCCCGCGGCUUGCCAGGAGUCCAUGCGCUGGGUCGUCCUUACGCUGGAUCAAGGUAUACAGGAGCUGCAGUUGCACCUGGACAGCUUUGACGCGCAGGUGUCCAAGGCAACGGGCAAGUUGGGUGACGCCAACAAGAGCGAGCGAUGGCGGGACGCUGCAGCCAAGCUGGGCCGGGGGGUGGGGGAGGCAGCGAAGGCACUGCGAGCCACAGCCACCAAGCUUCCCUCAGGGGCCUUGGGUGAGCAGCUCUCCCAAGGUGUCACCCAGUUCUGCCAUAGAUCCAUGGCCUAUAUUGAGCACUUUGACACUUGGGUCAAGCGGCAGACAGAGGGACCGGAGACGCAGUGGGUGCGAGAGCACCCCCUGCAUGGCAGACUGAGCACCCUGAGUGGGGAUUUCUCCGCAACACUGAACGCUCUCCUCACAGACAUCUGGCAAACUUUGAACUGAAUCAGCUUUGUGUCUGACUGGUAAA
Molecule: messenger RNA, 820 nt
Organism: Paramormyrops kingsleyae
Lineage: Eukaryota; Metazoa; Chordata; Actinopteri; Osteoglossiformes; Mormyridae
Source: RefSeq, a predicted model, not a curated record